Fonsecaea nubica is the source of this 852-nucleotide messenger RNA. RefSeq lists its product as hypothetical. Lineage: Eukaryota; Fungi; Ascomycota; Eurotiomycetes; Chaetothyriales; Herpotrichiellaceae. Gene Ontology annotation, molecular function: guanyl-nucleotide exchange factor activity. Gene Ontology annotation, cellular component: cell tip; Golgi to plasma membrane transport vesicle. The coding region runs from base 1 to 852 and encodes 283 amino acids. The record is from RefSeq and is a predicted model, not a curated record. Gene Ontology annotation, biological process: exocytosis. The transcript has a single exon.
AUGGACCCGUCGUUUGCAACCUCGUAUCAGCCUUCUCCCGAUCACACGUGUCCGCAAUGCGGCUACCACCUACUCCCGCCCUCCGACCCCUCCGCUGAAGCCGCCGAAGCCAGUCGCCGCAUCCGCGAUCUUGAAGCGCAGGUGCGGCUCCUCAACUCCAAAGCCGCCGCAGCAGUAGACAAGCUUGCAGACUACGAGGAUGAAAUCACAAACCUACGCGAUGCGUACUCUAAGUCUCAGCAACAGCAGCAACAGGCAAAGCCGAAUGCGAGGAUGAGCAUUUCACCGCUAGAAGGGUCAGGUUCUAUGACAACGCAGGCCCAAACGCCGCCGCCACAGCAACAGUCGAGGCUGGCAAGCAUCAGCGCCCUUCUUCCAGGGCGUAGAAGGGAAGCCAAUAGCAGUCUCGGGGGACAGAAUCCCUUGACACCAGCCACAGGCACAUUCCCACAAAACAACGCCGCCGUCUUUGGCAGCACCACGUUAUCUCCGCCCAAAACGCCUUUUUUUGGAGCAGGAACGAUACUUGGUAAUUCUGCACUGGCCCUCUCCGAUAACAACCAAUCGACUGUCAGCCUCUCAACAUUACAAUCUUCACUGGAAGAAGAGCGGACGCUUCGAAUCCGAGCCGAAUCCUCCCUGUCACAAACUCAAACUGAGCUAGAAGAGCUCACCGCACAAUUAUUUGGACAGGCAAAUGAGAUGGUAGCAAAUGAAAGGAAAGCCCGGGCAAAGUUGGAAGAGAGGGUCAAAGUGUUGGAGCAGAGGGAUGUUGAGAAGAGGAAGAGGCUAGAACGGUUGGAGAAGGCUGUGAGCCGGAUUGAGAGAGUUCGAGGCAUGGUUGGGGACUGA